Molecule: messenger RNA, 1101 nt
Organism: Sipha flava (yellow sugarcane aphid)
Lineage: Eukaryota; Metazoa; Arthropoda; Insecta; Hemiptera; Aphididae
Product: piggyBac transposable element-derived protein 2-like
Exons: 3
Coding region: 1-1101 (366 amino acids)
Source: RefSeq, a predicted model, not a curated record
AUGAGUCAGAAACGUUUUGAAGAAAUCCGACGCUAUCUUCAUUUUAAUGACAAUAAUGCUGCAUUACCCAAAGAACAUCCUGAUCAUGAUAGAGUUUUUAAAAUAAGACCAUUAGUAGAUUUUUUAAAUGCUAAAUUUUCAAGCAUACCCCUUGAACGAGAUCUCUCUAUUGAUGAGCAGCUUUGGUUUUCUUAUAAAUUCGAACUCUAUACCGGCCAAGAAAACCAAGAUAAAUAUAGACUUAUUGAUGAACCAGAUUUGAUGGCUAGUGCCAAUGCCGUGGUACGAUUAUCAAGGAUUACACCGGAAAAUAAUAACUAUAGACUGUAUUUCGAUAAUUAUUAUACCACUAUACCUUUAAUAUCUUACAUGGCUAGUAAAGGUAUACAGACAUUAGGAACUGUACGUAGAAAUAGGUUACCUAACUGUAAAUUUCCCUCUGAUAAAAUUUUAAACAAACAGCCUCGUGGUACAGCUUAUGAAUAUAUAACCGUUUUUAAUGAUACUCCCAUUACAUCUGUUGUAUGGAAAGAUAAUAAAAUUGUAUCUCUUCUUUCAUCAUAUUGUGGAAUACAACCAAUUGAUACAAUUAAUCGAUUCGAUAAAAAGUCUAAAAGGGUUAUUAAAAUUGACUGCCCUAAUAUUAUAAAAGAAUAUAAUAGACACAUGGGGGGUGUUGAUCUAUUAGAUUCACUGAUAGGAAGAUAUAAAAUCAAAAUGAGGUCAAAAAAGUGGUAUAUUAGAAUUUGGUAUCACCUAAUAGACGUUGCCAUAGUAAAUGCAUGGAUACUUUAUAGAAGAGUUGAAAUGGAACAUGGUAGAAAAGCAACUAUUUCUUUAUUUGAUUUUAGAGUUGAAGUAGCCGCAAGCCUUACAAAAGUAGGAGAGGUAAUUACACCAAAACGUGGACGUCCAUCAUCAGCAUCAUCUUCACAGUUAUUAGAAAAAGAGAUAGAACUUAAAAGAAAGAAACCCCAUCAUAAUACAAUGCCACCCAAAAAUAAAUCAUUCAUACAUUUACGUUUUAAGAAUGCACUCGAUUUGAUGCCGUUCAAUCCAGCUGAAUUUAAGAUUGUUAUUGAGGCUGACAGAAAACCAUAA